AUGGCGAAUGACACGAAAAUGGCAGGUGCGUCUCGCAGUUACUUGUACCUCAGCAUGGCCGUCGUGCCGUUGCUUGUCGUGCUGCUCGCCAGACGCAGGCGCUCGGGCUCGGCCAUGGCGCACGGCGGGCUACGGCUGCCUCGCGGGCCGUGGCAGCUGCCGGUGAUAGGCAGCCUGCACCACAUCGCCGGGAAGCUCCCGCACCGCGCGAUGCGCGACCUGGCGCGUCGCCAUGGGCCGGUCAUGAUGCUCCGGCUCGGCGAGGUGCCCACGCUGGUGGUGUCGUCGCCGGACGCGGCGCGGGAGGUGAUGAAGACCCACGACGCGGCGUUCGCGACGCGGCCGCUGAGCACCACCGCACGCGCGGGCACCAGGGGCGGCAUGGACAUCGCCUUCGCGCCGUACGGGGACCGCUGGCGCCGGCUCCGGAGGGUCGCCGCCACGGAGCUCCUCAGCGCGCGCCGCGUCCUCUCCUUCCGCUCCGUCCGCGAGGAGGAGGUCGCCUCGACGCUGCGCGAGGUCGCCGGCGCCGCGGCGGCCGGGCGGCCCGUGGAGAUGCACGCGGCGCUCGCCGCGCUCGUGGCCGACUCCAUCGUCCCCGCCGUGAUCGGCGGCCGGUGCAGGGACCGCGACGCGCUCCUCCGUGAGCUCGAGCGCUCCAACGAGCUCGUGACCGGGUUCAACCUGGUGGACGUCUGGCCGUCGUCGCGUCUGGCCGGCCGUCUCAGCGGCGCCGUGCGCGCGAUCGAGGAGAGCGUCGACAGGGUGUUCGGCAUCCUCGACGGCAUCAUCCAGGAGCACAUGGAGAAGGCUACCGCCGGCGCCGGCGCCGGCGCCGGAGCCGCCACCGAGGACUUUCUCGACGUGCUGCUGAGGAUACACAAGGAGGACGGCCUCGAAAUGGACGCCAUCAAAUUCGUCAUUUCGGACGUGUUCGGCGGCGGCAGCGAGACGCCGAAGACUUUGCUGGAGUGGACGAUCGCAGAGCUGAUCCGGAACCCGACGGUGAUGGCGAAGGCGACGGCGGAGGUGAGGCGCGCCUUCGCCGCGGCCGGCACCGUGUCGGAGGAGGGCGGCGCGCUCGGCGAGCUCCGGUACCUGCGCCUCGUCAUCAGGGAGUCGCUCCGGCUGCACCCGCCGGUGCCGCUGCUCCUCCCGCGCGAGUGCCGUGUCCAUGGCCUGCAGGUGCUCGGCUACGACGUGCCGCGCGGAACGCAGGUGCUCGUCAACGCCUGGGCGAUCGGCCGCGACGAGCGGUGCUGGCCGGCGCCCGAGGAGUUCAGGCCGGAGCGGUUCGGCGACGGCGAGGCGGCCGCUGGGGUGGAUUUCAGGGGCGCCGACUUCGAGCUCGUGCCGUUCGGCGCCGGCCGGCGGAUGUGCCCCGGGAUAGCGUUCGCGCUCGCCGGCCUGCUCUUCCACUUCGACUGGGAGCUGGCACCCGGCGGCGGCGUCGCCCACCCGGCCGAGCUGGACAUGACCGAGGUGUUCGGCGUCACCGCGCGCCGGAAGGCUCCCCUCCUGCUUCGCCCCAUCCUCUGCAUGCCCGUGCCCGGUGUCUAAUGCCAUAUAUACCGACUGAAAACACCCUCCGUCCAAAAAUAAAUAAAUAAUAAUUUCUGACUACGAAUUUAAAUAUAGUCUAUGUGAUUAUGUCUAUAUUUGUAGCUUGAAAUUGAUUUUUCUUUAAACAG
Molecule: messenger RNA, 1691 nt
Organism: Oryza brachyantha (malo sina)
Lineage: Eukaryota; Viridiplantae; Streptophyta; Magnoliopsida; Poales; Poaceae
Product: zealexin A1 synthase-like
Exons: 2
Coding region: 1-1560 (519 amino acids)
Molecular function (GO): oxidoreductase activity, acting on paired donors, with incorporation or reduction of molecular oxygen; monooxygenase activity; iron ion binding
Source: RefSeq, a predicted model, not a curated record